UUUUUCUCCCCUCUUCUACCCAUCAUGCGCCUCCUUCCCUAUGGUUUUUUUCUUUGCAAAUCUACAACAAUCUGUUACAAAGGAAGCAUCAAAGAUUCUACUAAAGAAAUGGCUGAAAAAAAGAUUAGGAUUAAUUGGAAGCAAGAAGGAGUCGACAAAUAUUACCUUUGCGAUGCCGCAUACACCAACACUCGUGGGUUUAUGACUCCCUAUCGUAAUACGAGAUAUUGGUUAGCCGAUUUUCGACGACAACGUGCAUUGACUAACGAAGAAAAGUUCAACCAUGCUCACGCACAACUCAGAAAUGUGAUUGAGCGCGCAUAUGGUGUUUUGAAGGCAAGAUUCCCAAUCCUAAAACAAAUGGCCCCCUUUUCAUUUACAAUACAAAGAGACAUAGUGAGGAAAGUGAUGGCCAGUCACGACAUGGAAUGGGGCUCACAAGGCAUUGAAUAUAUGACUACUUUGCGUGACGAGAUAGCUACUCAAUUAAUGUCAAAUGGUUAA
Molecule: messenger RNA, 504 nt
Organism: Helianthus annuus (common sunflower)
Lineage: Eukaryota; Viridiplantae; Streptophyta; Magnoliopsida; Asterales; Asteraceae
Exons: 4
Coding region: 25-504 (159 amino acids)
Source: RefSeq, a predicted model, not a curated record